Paramecium octaurelia is the source of this 766-nucleotide messenger RNA. The record is from the annotation of a GenBank genome assembly. Lineage: Eukaryota; Ciliophora; Oligohymenophorea; Peniculida; Parameciidae.
UUUCAAUCUCAUUUAGUAAAAUAAUUACUUUAUGGAUUUUGAGUAUUUUGAAAAGCAAGACGAUGAUGAUGAUGAUGAUAUGAAUGUAUAAUUCGAUGAAGAAGAUAUCUAAUACAAUAUAGAGGAUUCAAAGAAACCAAUCGAGAAAGAAUUGGAUGAUUCUGAAAUUUCAUAAAUAGAAAUGAAAAUCAAUAAGAUGAAGGAAGAGGAAUAGUAUUUCGAUCAAGAUUCAGAUGAUGAGACUAGGAAGAAAUUGAACAAAGCAAAAGUGUGGAAACGACAUUUCGGAAACUACACUCCUUUAAUUUUCAUUAAUGAUGAACCUAUAUUUGCUAUUAGUCCAUAAUGGAUAAUCAAUUUGCUUGUGAUAAUUGCACUGCUUGUCAUAACGUAUUUCCAGUUUACGAAAAGAAAACAAAAAACCAUUUAAUUUUGCAUUACAAUCAUAAUCAAUGUUUUAGAACUUCUAGGGUAUGUGAUUGCAGCUCUUAUCAAUCCAGGAAUUAACACUUCCCUUCAGGAGACUCUCAAUAAACAUAAUAAUUGUUAGGUAUUUUUAGUCUCUAUAUUCCAGAUUUGUGAAAUAGUUCAUUAUCGAAAAGACACUUAUCAUUGUGAGACUUGCAAUGUAUGCAUAAGAGAGUUCCAUCAUCACAGCAACUUUUUAGGAAGAUGUAUUGGACAAGGCAAUUUAUUCUAUUACUACCUCAGUAUCCUAUUCUUGCCUUUGUUUCUAAUCAAUCUAAUAGUAUUAUAUGUGUUUUGA